Molecule: messenger RNA, 1505 nt
Organism: Calidris pugnax (ruff)
Lineage: Eukaryota; Metazoa; Chordata; Aves; Charadriiformes; Scolopacidae
Gene: EIF4E3
Product: eukaryotic translation initiation factor 4E family member 3
Exons: 8
Coding region: 2-724 (240 amino acids)
Biological process (GO): translational initiation
Cellular component (GO): eukaryotic translation initiation factor 4F complex
Molecular function (GO): RNA 7-methylguanosine cap binding; translation initiation factor activity
Source: RefSeq, a predicted model, not a curated record
GAUGGCGCUCAGCCCCCCCGAGCGGCGCGGUGGCGGGCGGGCGGGCGAGCCGGCGGGGCUACCGCUUCACUCGCCAUGGACCUUCUGGCUGGACAAGUCACUUCCUGGGACGACAGCAGCUGAAUGUGCAUCGAAUUUGAAGAAGAUUUACACGGUACAAACAGUACAGGAUUUCUGGAGUGUCUACAACAACAUUCCUCCUGUGACAAACUUGCCUCUGAGAUGUAGUUACCAUUUAAUGCGGGGAGAAAGGCGGCCGCUUUGGGAAGAGGAAAGCAAUGCCAAAGGAGGUAUAUGGAAAAUGAAGGUCCCUAAAGAGAGUACGGCUGCAGUUUGGAAAGAGCUGCUGUUAGCAACUAUUGGAGAGCAGUUUACGGACUGUUGUGCAGCAGAUGAUGAAGUAAUAGGGGUUAGCGUCAGCGUUCGUGACCGUGAAGAUGUUGUGCAAGUCUGGAACGUGAAUGCUUCUCUAGCAAGCGAAGCAAAAGUUUUAGAAAAGAUACAUAAACUUCUGCCACACACAUCUUUUAAAGCGGUGUUUUAUAAAUGUGGUCGGGACAAGGAGGAGGAUGGUGGAAGCCCUGCAGAAGCACUACACACAGUGGCCCUUUUGAGUUUCUGGCAUUUCAAACUGGGAAAAAGAGGAAAACCAGUUGCCUUGGGUACUAAACACACAACUAAUUACUUUGUGUUUGGUUGUUUUUUUUUUUUAAUUCUUCGCUGAUUCUUUAAAAAGAUAUUUUGGCCACCUUUAAAAAAAAAAAUAUCAGAUGAUAGUUGUUCCUAUUUCAUUGAGAUAGCAGGCUUUCAUUUCUUCUGUACUGUACUUAGUUAAAUGCAAACGUGCACAAAGAUGGAAUGCUGCUUUUCCUAGAUGUGCUGUACGUGGAGGAAUACUGGCUUACAGAAAUGUGUUUUCAAUUUUCAAUUUGAAACAUUCCUAUCGUGUUAAGAUUUACUCAUUGGUUGUGUCCCAAGAGAGAAAGAAGUUGCACUGCAUUUGUUCUAAUAUUCAGUGUAAUCUGGUCUUGCACUGACAACAGCACACGUCCCGUAAAAGUAAAUAGGAAAGUGGUCACUAAAUGUACAACCAAAGAGAACACAUUGAUAUUGGGACUAAACCUGUGCGGGAUGAUGUUAAUGAGUGUUUUAAUUGCAGAGAUUUCAGAAGAGCCCCUAUUCAGAUGUGAAGGAGAGAUCUUUCAGUAGGAAACUGUGCAAACUCCACAUCCCUCUUAUUUAAGAGGGGAUGGCGGGUUUUAAAUGUUUUUUUAUAUUGUACACUUUCUUGGGAUAUUUUUCUGUAAAUUCAUGAUAAAGUGUCAUGAAUAUUUUCUAAUGCAUUAGACUAACUGGAUCCAUCCCUCAUGCUUUGGUGAGUGCUUGAGGCCAACAUCGGCCCCAGAAAGGUCAGUAAAAGACCUGCCGUUGACUUCAGUGCAAAGGAAGAGAUCCCAUGGUAUGUAGUUUCAAGCCAUCGUGGCUUCCUAAGUGACCUUUUAAAG